Messenger RNA from Trichomycterus rosablanca, 8546 nucleotides. It is a transcript of the gene jmjd1cb, whose product is annotated as jumonji domain containing 1Cb. Gene Ontology annotation, biological process: regulation of transcription by RNA polymerase II. Lineage: Eukaryota; Metazoa; Chordata; Actinopteri; Siluriformes; Trichomycteridae. Bases 245 to 7726 code for a protein of 2493 amino acids. Gene Ontology annotation, molecular function: chromatin DNA binding; histone H3K9 demethylase activity; transcription coregulator activity. Gene Ontology annotation, cellular component: chromatin; histone deacetylase complex. The transcript has 27 exons. The record is from RefSeq and is a predicted model, not a curated record.
AGUGUUGGAGUGUGGCGGAGUGAAAGAGCGACUAUUUGCGGGCGGAGGCUGAGAGAAAUUUAAAUCCCCUCCGGUUGCGGUCGACACGCAAAAGGAGAAAAAAAAUCCCUUUUUUUUAAUUUCUUUCUUUUCUUUUCUCUUCUGUUCGAGCUCCGGUUCUUCGGUAGUAAAUGCCCGAUCGGUAGGGCGUCGGCGGUGAAGUUUUUGAGGGGGUUUUGGGUCUCUCUGUGUGCCGUGAAGGGCCAUGGCUGUGGCGGCGGCGGCGGUGGUGGCGGUGGGGGAAGCCCGGCCGGAGCUGGUGGGGAAGCGGUUUCUGUGUGUGAGCGGAGACGCGCCGCCGGAGCUCGGACACAUCGCUCAGUGGCCCUGGAGAACCGGGGUUAUCCGCGCCGUGAGCCACCGGGACAGCCACAACUCUGAACUCACGGUGUACGUGGAAUUCGACGACCUGGAGUGGGAGAAGCGUGAGUGGGUGAAGGUGUACGAGGACUUUCAGAUCUUCCUGCUGGAGCAGCAGCUCGUCUGGGCCAAGAGGAAAGAAGCCUCGCAGCAGCAGGGCGGCCGGGCCAGGCAGAUCCAGUGGCCGGCUCUGACGUUCAAGCCCCUGGUAGGACAGAGCGUCCUGAGCUCCGUCACCGCGGUGGAAUUCUUCUCCGACAGACAGCUGGACUUCCUGAGCGACGACGGAGCGUUCCAGCCCUAUCAGGAUGACGUGGACGGCUUAAGUCCUGUUCUCAGGGACAAUCCACAGCUUCAUGACGAGGUGAAGGGCUGGGUGAAAGAUCAGAAGGUGCAGGAGAUUUUUAUGCAAGGUCCUUAUUCGUUAAAUGGAUACCGCGUACGAGUUUACAGGCAGGACUCAGCCACCCAGUGGUUCACGGGCAUCAUCACCCACCACGACCUCUUCAGCCGCACUAUGGUGGUAAUGAACGACCAGGUACUAGAGCCUCAGAACGUCGACCCCUCUAUGAUACAGAUGACCUUUCUGGAUGAUGUGGUCCAUUCUUUACUGAAAGGAGAGAACAUAGGCAUCACAUCCAGACGGAGGUCACGCUCGAGCCAGAACAGCAACUCCGCCCAUACCGCAGGAGGGAGACCAAGCGGCAACACAGCAAGCACUCAGGGUCACUACACGCGCGCCCAGGCCAACAGUCCCAGACCGGUCAUGAACUCCUCGGGUUCCGCCCCAAAGCAAAGUUCUCAGGCCCAGCAACAGCAGUCCCAGCACGCACAACAGCAGCAAUCCCAACAACAACAGCAGCAGCAACAGCAGCAGUUGUCGCCGGGGCAACAGCGAGGGUCCCGGUCCACACGCAGGAAGGGGUCGGACAGCAGCGUUCCAGACGACGACAAGAUCAAAGAGGAGAAGAUGGAGUCUGGAUCGGGGAGAGGAGAAAAUCCCAAAAACAAAACCAAACAGCUGAACAAGCGGAGGAAAGCCGAGGAAGAGGAGAAGAAGAGCGGCCUGAAGCGGAUCAAAACCGAGGCGUCCGACCUUUCCGAGAGCAGCGACUCCGAGAACUCCACCAAGAGGCUCCAGGACUCGUCCUCCGAGCCCGGCUCCGAGAACGAGCUGAAGAGCAAGGGCGUUCCGAAAGACGCCGGCGAGGAGGACGAGGAUACGUCCCGGAGCCGCAAGGCCGAGGAGGAGCCGGCCACCGAUACGGACGCCAAACCGACCGGCAUGGAGGUGGUGCCGUGCGGUCAGGGUGAACGCCAAGGGGAGGAGAGGAAAUCUCCACGGCAGCCGUCCCCCGUACCCCCUGCGUGUUCGCAGCCCCAAAACCUGAGCUCUAACGAGGUCCAGGGCUGCAUCGUGGAAAUAAAAAGCACUGUGAAAACCUCACCCAAGGACCAUUAUGGCACCGGGGCGCCCGGGACGCACACGAGCGACACCGGGGCCUCCAGGGAGAGCUCCGACUCCGUGUCCGCACUGCUGGCCCCCGAUGCCCGGCAUUCGGUGCUCACCCCGUCACCCUCGGACCCCAGGAGGCCGGAAAGCGAGACGCAGCAGCAGCCGGGGCGGAAUUCGGGCAGCAAGGUGGAAUUUGGGCACUCCGAAGUGAUCCGCCCGGUGACGUCGGUGAGCGAGUCGGCAGCCCUGGCCGAGCGGGAGAAGGUGCUGCGGCAGCAGCAGUACGCCUCCAUCAUGCCGUGCAUCAACAACGUCUCGCUCGCCGAGGACGUCCGCAAGCCGCACAAGCUCAGCUCGUCGCCGGACGUGGCGAAGUCGCAGUCCAACCCCUCGCCCGACCUGCUCAAACCCAGGUGUAACCCCUCGCCGGACGCCAUGAAGUCGAAGACUCACGGCGUCCUCGAGGCGCUGAAACCCAAACCGAACACAUCACCCGAGGUCACGAAACACAAAGCACGCUACGCCCAUAACGUCCAGACCUCCCGCUCCACCAUCAAACAAGAGCCCGACGUCGUCUCCGGCUUCAUGCGCGUCCCGGUCCGAGCCACGCCCUACGAGUCCGGCAAGAGCCCGCUCAUCGUGGACAGAAACGAGCACUUCAUGGUGUACCGCGACCCGGCGCUGGUGCGCCACGAGGCCGACGGCAACCACGUGGCCUACCUGCCCCCACACCUCCACUCCCUGCGCGGCUCCACCCACACCACGUGCCUGGCGCCCGGCCCGCACCCCCACUCCCACCUGCUGCCCGCGUCCUCGCUCGGCCCCCACCCGCACCACUCGGUUCACCACCCCUUGCUUCCCAACAUUCUGACCGCCAUGCCGCUGGGCGGCCACCCGCGCCUCGAUUCGGGCGGACUCGGGCACCUGGCGCUGGCACACCACCACCCUCACCAGCAGCAGCAGUUCCUGCAGCAGCAGCACCCGCCGCCUUCGCUGCUGGCGCAGACGCACGGCGGCGCCCCCUACAACCAGCUCGGGCUCUAUCCCAUCAUCUGGCAGUACCCCAACGGCACGCACUCCUACCCCCCCGGGCUCGGCAUCCAGGUCAACUCGGACGCCAGCCUGUCCAGGAACACCCCCAGCCCCUGGCUCCACCAGUCCCCCCCUAUGUCCUCGACGGACGGCCUCGGAAUCCUGAGCCACGUACCCGGUAGACCAGCGAGCGCCGAGCCCCACCGGACCCUCAAAAUGAGCUCACACUCCAGUCCACCGCUCUCCAAAACCUCCAUGGAGCCCCACAAAGAGGACCUGGACAGCAAGGUGUUCGUGGACCCCCUGCGUGGCCUGGUGACCCCCCACCUGAAGCAGGAGCCCGACCGUAGCCGGACGCCCACCAGCAAGGAGCUGCAGCGCCACUACAUGGAGUCGCCGCACGGCAAGCAGCAGCAGGCACAACCGGACCGGGCCGCCAAGAACAAGGAAGAGAACUGGCGCAUCCUCCAGGAGAGCAUCGAGGUCGCCCCGUUCACCGCCAAGAUCCGGGCGGGCGAGGCGGAGCGCGAACAGUACGCCCGCAUCUCAUCGCUCCCUCUCGGCGGCGCGCCCAAGGACGCGGAGCACCCGCCGGCAGAGCUGUACAAGUACAAGCACUGCGCGUCGCAGUCGCUGCCCCAGAGCAACUAUUUUACCACCCUGUCUAACAGCGUGGUAAACGAGCCGCCCCGCCUCUACCCGUCCAAGGAUCUCAACUCCUUAUCCAACUCAAGUCCGCUGCCUCUGGGCUCCUACAACAGCUCCGGGGGCAACGCCAAGUCCCUGUCGAAACCCCCACCUCUGAUCAAGCACCAGCCUGAAAGUGAAGGUCUGGUGGGCAAGAUCAACGAACAGCUCAGCCAGCAGGCGGCGCUGCACCCUCCCGGUGGCUCGGCGGCCUCCAACGAACGCCGCAGCCCGGCCAUCUCACCCUCCGGCCACUCAGCACUCAGGGGCAUGCCCAACCUCUACAGGGCGCCUGUAUUUCACCCGCCCACCCAACAAACGCUCGACCGCAAGGAGGCCGGGUACGGUCGCCUCUCGCCGCCCACGCUCACCCCCAUCCAGCCGGUCAGCACAGCCGGGAAGGUUUCCGAGCAACAGAAGCCCCCCACCCUGCUGCCCGAGCUUCGGGAGGUGAAGGGCGGCGCCGAGCCCUGGCGACCCGGUCCCGACUCGCAGAACCACGUGGCCCAGUGGCACUCGGAGAAGACCCGGGGGAAGCCACAGGCGGCCACGGCGUCCGUCAUCGUCCGGCCUCUGAGCUGCAUCAAGUACGACGGCUCGCCGGGGUCCAAACCCGGCGCCAGGGAGCCGCACGCCGACCAAGUGGACCUGACGAAACCCGCCGAGGCCAGAGAGCCCGGCAGGGUCAUCCAGCCGAACACAAACUUGGAGGGUCGAGUUCCUCAGGUCGUUCCCCUCGUUAACUCCGUGUGCGACAGCGGUACGGACGUGACCACUUCCCCCUCCGCGAUCAGCGUGCCGAGCCGAAGCGCACCCGAAUCGUCGUAUCCCUCCCCGGCCGCUCAGAGCAGCGUUCUGGAGACCGGCGGCCCGAAAUGCAGGACUCCCACCGGGCCCGAUGCGCAGGACUGCGAUGCCAGGACGGCCUCGCCGAAUUCCGUGCCACCUCAGCGUAGUCUGUCCCCGCACGCCUACUCUGGGAACUCCAUCCACCUAAAGAAGCGUAAGGCGGCCCUGGCCGCCGCCCAGUCUCACGGUUCGAGCAGCGCCUCGGAGAGCGACAGCGGCGGACGAUCCUCUCAGGAAUCACCCACCGUCGUCCAGGACCGCGCCUCGCCGAGCAACCCAGCCGGCAAACCCAACGGUCAGCCGUCGCAAUUAAACCAGAGCAACUACCACAAGCUUAAGAAAGCCUGGCUCACCCGGCACUCGGAGGAAGACCGGAACACCAACAAGAUGGAGAAGGGCUCCAGCGCCGUGUCGGACAUCAUCAAGCCCUGCACCGUCAGCCUCAUCGCCUCCACCUCGGGCGAUGUGGACGUAGGAAAGGAUUUCAAAAGCCUGGAGGACAGGAUGUCCCCCGAGGACAAGAAGGCCCGACGGGCGUCCUCUAAACGGCCGCACGAGUCCUGCUCGGAGAGCGGAGACGACUCGGACGCCAGCGACGGCAAGCUGGAGCAGAGGGUCAAACGGCAGCCCAAGCCCACCUUCAAGAAGAAGCAGAACGACAUGCAGAGGAAGAAAGGAGACGACAGGGACGAGGACGACGGCAAGCCCAACGGCAUCUUCAGGAGCGCCAAGGAGAAGACCAAACUCAAACUGGCCAGCAGCAACGGUAUCCCUCGCUCCGUGCUGAAGGACUGGAGGAAGGUGAAGAAGCUGAAGCAGACGGGCGAGUCCUUCCUGCAGGACGACUCGUGCUCCGAGAUCGGCCCCAACCUGCAGAAGUGCCGCGAGUGCCGCUCCAUCCGCACCAAGAAGGGAGAGGAGCCCACGCACUCGCCCGUCUUCUGCCGCUUCUACUAUUUCCGUCGCCUUUCGUACAGUAAGAACGGAGUGAUCCGGAUCGACGGCUUCUCCGCCCCCGACCAGCACGACGAGGAGGCUCUGAACCUCUGGGUCCCGGACGCCUACGAGGACAUGGGCUUGGACCCCGAGACCUCCAAAUACAUCCUCAGCUACAUCGGGGACAAGUUCUGCCAGCUCGUCACGACCGAGAAGACCGCCGUCACGUGGAUCAAAAAAGAAACCAAGAUCGCCUGGAAGCGGGCGGUACGGGGAGUGCGCGAGAGCUGCGACGCAUGCGAAGCCACGCUCUUCAACAUGCACUGGGUCUGCCAGAAAUGCGGAUUCGUGGUGUGUUUGGACUGCUACAAGGCCAAGGAGAAGAAGAGCUCCAAGGACAAAGAGCUGUACGCCUGGCUGAAGUGCGUCAAGGGACAGCCGCACGAUCACAAGCACCUGAUGCCGACGCAGAUUAUUCCAGGAACGGUCUUGAUGGACCUGGUGAAUUCCAUGCACAUGCUCAGGGAGAAGUUUGGCAUCAAAGCACACUGCACAUGUUCCAGCAAGCAGAACAUUCUCAACAAGCUGCCGUCGACCAACGGCGUGUCGCAGGUCCUCCAGAACGUACUGAACCACAGCAACAAGCUCUCGCUGUGCAAGCCCGAGGCCGGCCAGCACAACCUGGGCCAAAAGGUGGAGGCCAACGGGGGCAGCAGUCCAGCCAGCGACAGCAGCACCGACAGCAAGCUCACGCCGCCCGAGUCCCAGUCGCCGCUGCACUUUCUGGCCGAUCUGGCCGAGCAGAAGUCACGCGAGGAGAAGAAAGAAAACAAGGAGUCGGCCGUGGUGAAGGUGAAGGAGGAGAAGGAGCACGCCGACCCCCUGGAGACUCUGCACUGUAAAGCUCUGGUGGCGAACAGCACCGAGCAAGGCUCCACGCUGAGAGACCUGCUCACCACCACGGCGGGAAAACUGCGCCUGGGCUCCACGGACGCCGGCAUCGCCUUCGCCCCGGUGUACUCCUCCGCCUCACAGACGGGGAAGAGUGGACGCACCAUGCCCAACAUUCUGGACGACAUCAUCGCGUCGGUGGUGGAGAACAAGAUCCCGGCGGACCGCGGCAUCAAGCCAAGCCUGAAGACCAAACCCCAGGAGGAGGUCAAAACGGAGAAGAAGAAAGCACCAGAGGAGGCGCCCGAGCAGUACCCGGACAUCCCCUACUGCUGGCUGUACGAGCGCCGGCUGCUGUGGCUCAAGGACCAUCGCAACACCAACAACUGGAAAGUGUUCAGGGAGUGCUGGAGGCAGGGGCAGCCUGUUCUGGUCUCAGGGGUGCACAAGAAGCUCAACGCCAGCCUGUGGAAGGCCGAAGCGUUCAGCAGCGAGUUCGCCGACCACCAGGGGGACCUCAUGAACUGCAAAGACGGCGUGGUAUCCAACUCGGGCAUCAAGGAAUUCUGGGACGGCUUCGAGGACCUGACGAAACGGCCCAAAUGUAAGGAUGGCGAGGGCAUCGUGUACCGACUGAAAGACUGGCCGUCCGGAGAGGAGUUCAUGGCCCUGAUGCCCUCCAGGUAUGACGAUCUGAUGAGGAACCUUCCUCUGCCCGAGUAUUCGGACCCGGAGGGGAACCUAAACCUGGCAUCCCACCUGCCCUCGUUCUUUGUGAGACCUGACCUAGGCCCUCGUCUCUGCUGCGCAUACGGUGUGGCAGCAUCUCAGGAGCAGGAUUUCGGCACCGCCAACCUGCACAUGGAGGUGUCCGAUGUGGUCAGCGUGCUCGUUUACGUGGGCGUAGCCAAAGGCAACGGCGUCCUCUCCAAAACAGGAGUUCUGAAGUGGCUGGAGGAGGAGGAUCUCGACGACAACGUGAAGAAGAGACUGAAAGACUCGAGCGAGAUGCCCGGUGCGCUGUGGCACGUCUACACCAGCAAAGAUGUGGAGAAAGUGAAGGAGUUCUUGCACAAGAUCGCUAAAGAGCAGGGUGUGGAGAUCCCCCCGGAGCACGACCCGACCCGGGAGCCGGGCUGGUACCUGAGCCGCAAGCUGAGGCAGCGUCUGCAGGAGGAACACGGCGUACAGGGCUGCACCAUCGUCCAGUUUCUGGGGGACUCUGUCCUCAUCCCGGCUGGAGCCCUACACCAGGUGCAGAAUCUGCACAGCUGCGUUCAGGUGAUUAACGACUUCGUGUCUCCGGAGCACGUGGUGCACUCGUUCCACUUAACCCAGGAGCUGCGCUCCUCCAAGGAGGAAAUCAACUACGAAGAUAAGCUACAGGUCAAAAACAUCUUUUACCACUGCGUGAAGAACGCCGUGGGAACGUUAAAGCGCUGCAGCGCCGAGGAGGACGAGGAGGCCAACUCAUGACCCGCCCUCACGCCGCCGGCUCGCCCUCAUUACGCACACUAACCCUCACGUCGUGAACCUCCAGUGCCAAGCAAACUCUAAGAGACAAGAAACAGACAGACGCUAUUUAUUGGUUACUGACGCCGCAGCAGUAUAACCCGAACGCUUCAGGAUGAUCCAGAACCUUCGUCUCGUAUUUGUUCGUCUGUUCUUCGGUUUGUGUUUGUUCUUUCCGCUCCUUCUGUGAAAAAAAAAACCUUGUAUUUAUUUUCGGACGCACGUCUCGCGUUCCGGCUCCAGUGUAAAUGUGACUUGUACAGUUUGCUAAUCGGGAUCCCGUGGCGUCACGUCACGUCGCGUCGCUAACUGUGAGAGGGAUCCGAACACCAGCUAUUGCCUGUACUUUUGGGAACCGUCGCUGAAUUUGCAGUCCUCAUGCCAUAUCUUACAAAAAAAAAAACCUGCCAAACUCUUGUAAACAUUGUAAAGUUAUAUGAUGUAAAGAAAAGCCUAAAUGAUUAAACACUUCAGCCUUUUAUUAAAGAAGUAUUCACUGUACAAUGGAGACAUUUACGAUAAGAAAAAGUUGUAAUUUAUUUAAGAAAAUUGUCCUUUUUUAAAUUUACUAUGGUGAAGUUUUGAAGUUAAUAAUGAUUAAAAAAUGAAAGACUUACUAUGCUGUGUAAAUAUAUACAUAUAUAAACAUUCACUGAUGUAUUUUUUUAGAAAAAAAACAAACACGGUUUGCUUCGAUUUCAUAUUUUAAAAGUGCAAGUGUUACAUGCUUUGUACAUUGAAGUUCAAAUGGUUUUACAUUUUCCAUUAAAAUGGAUUUAUCAGA